ACCAUGUGGAGCAAGGCGGGAAUCCUUCUGUUCAUUCUACAUGCUGUGUGUGGUCAGAGCAGCAUCAGGUGGUGCACCAUCUCAGAUUCCGAGCAGAAAAAAUGUGAGGCCAUGUCCCUAGCUUUUACCCAGGCCUCCAUUCGACCAUACCUCAACUGCAUCCGUGGCACUACAGAGGAGAACUGCGUGCAGAAGCUCCAGGCAAAUGAGGUUGAUGCUUUGUCCAUGUUUGCCCCUGACAUCUACAAACUGGGAAAGAGUGCCUCAUUCAAGAUAGCUGCCAGUGAAACAAAGGCCGAUGGUACCGGGGCCUCUUACUUUGCCGUUGCUGUUGUCAAAAAGGCCAAUUCUGGAAUCAACAUUAACAACUUAGCUGGGAAAAAGAGCUGCCACACUGGGAAAGGCCGAACGGCUGGAUGGAAUAUGCCCAUUGGAUACUUCAUCGACCAGGGCUACAUGUCCGUAAUGGGCUGUAAAUUCUCACAGAGUGUGGCACAGUUUUUCAACAGCAGCUGUGUUCCGGGAGCAAAUGAGGAGGCCGGUGAUCCCGCGUCUCUGUGCCAGCUGUGCAUUGGUGAUACAAACGGACAACACAGAUGUGAGGCCAGCAACGAUGAACGAUAUUACAGCUAUGAAGGAGCUUUUAGGUGCCUGGCUGAGGGUGCAGGAGACGUGGCCUUUAUCAAACACACAACAGUGGAAGAAAAUACAGACAAUCAUGGUCCAGAAUGGGCGAAACCUUUGAAGUCAGCAGACUAUGAGCUUUUGUGUCGGGAUGGCAGACGAGUUCCUGUCAGUCAGUGGAAGACAUGCAAUCUGGUCCGUGUCCCAUUCCGAGGCAUUGUGGUUGGCAAUCAUGUCACUCCAUCCGUGGUGUUUAACAUGCUUCAAGAAGGACUGGAGAAGUCUGGAUUCAACAUGUUUUCCUCCACACCUUACGGAGAGGGAACACUACUCUUCUCGGAGUCCUCCGUCAUGUUUCAAAACGCCGAGUAUGAUGAUCCGAAGAAAUGGAUGGGUCAGAUCUAUUAUAAUGCCAUGAGUGCUAUGGAUUGUAAACCUUCAGAAAGCUCUUUGCGGUGGUGUGUGCUGUCUGCGGGUGAGCAACAGAAAUGUGCUGCAAUGGGUAGUGCCUUUCAAAAUAAAGGGCUCGCUCCGAAUGUCAAUUGUAUUUAUGGGGACUCUGUGACGGACUGCAUGGAGAAAAUAAAGAGCAAUGAGGCUGAUGCUAUCACUCUUGAUGGAGGUUAUAUCUAUACAGCUGGCAAGGACUAUGGCUUGGUACCCGCUACUGGAGAGAGCUAUACAGCGGACAGGGAUGGCUCCAGUUAUUAUGCUGUUGCGGUGGUGAAAAAAAGUAGCUAUGACAUCAGGAGCCUUGAUGACUUGAAAGGCCUUCGCUCCUGUCACACUGGAUUUGGUCGAACAGCUGGUUGGAAUGUUCCUGUAUCGACCCUGAUAGAAAAAGGCCUGAUCAGCCCUCAGCGCUGUCAGAUCACCCAAGCUGUGGGUGGGUUCUUCAAGCAGAGUUGUGUACCUGGUGCAAAUCAACCCGGUUUUCCUAGCAACCUCUGUGGCUUGUGUGUGGGAGAUGACUCUGGACAAAACAAAUGCGAAAAGGGAAAGGACCUGUAUGAUGGUUACGACGGUGCCUUCAGGUGUCUGGCAAAGGGAGAUGGAGAUGUUGCUUUUAUCAAGCAUUCAACUGUUUUCAAAAAUACUGAUGGCAACUCUAGUGAAUCUUGGGCCACAGAUCUCCAUUCCAAAGACUUCCAGUUGCUCUGUCCCCAUAACACCAAAGUUGACGUCACUAAGUAUAGAUACUGUAAUUUGGCUCGCGUCCCCUCUCAUGCCGUAAUGGUGCGGCCUGAUGCCAACAUCCACGCGAUUUAUGGUCUCCUGGACAAUGCACAGACAUAUUUUGGCAGUGACACAGGUGCAGAGUUCCGCAUGUUCGACUCGCAGGCAUACAAGGGCACAGAUCUCCUCUUCAAAGACUCCACUGUACGUCUUGUGGGUGUAGCUGACAAAAAGACCUACAAGGAAUGGCUAGGCCAGAAUUACUUGGACUCACUGAUCAAUAUGGAGUGCAAUACAUCACAUAGAGUGAUUUCCUCACAGUGGUUUGUUGGCGUAAUGCUGCUCUGCUCCAUGUUGAUGACCAUCUGAAUGUCAACAUGAGGAACUUGACCCACUCUCAUCCCUCUCUUUGUUUUCCUAUCCUGAUACCCCAUCACAUAUCCCUGGUUAAAUAUGGAUUCAAACCUUCUCUGACAUUAACAAAAGAAAAAGUGUCACUUGUUGCUAUAAAAGAAAACCUGAGUAUUACACUACUAAUUUGUUUACAGAGGGUGAGCUGCCAUAUCAGAGCAUAUGCUGUCACCUGUUACAUUCUCAGAAGUCUACAGUGAUCCCUUCAUUCAAAAUAAUGUUUAAAAGGCCUUUGGUGCACAGAGAAAUUCCAUUUUACCAUGUCGUAAAACAUUUCUGGAUUUUCCCUUCUCAUUGCUACCUCUUGCUUGUUCCUUUUUAUAUUCAAACUAUCCAUUUAAUGUGUUUUCUUAUAACUACGGAUUUUUUUAUAUGAUGUUCAGAUGCCAUAUCAGUGUAUAUGUACUGACUCAUACUGUUGGAAAUUUGUGCAAUCUAUACUCUGAACAGAGAUUUUAUUUCGGUGUGAAAUGAUAAAUUGUAACUAAUAUUUAGUUGCCAGGCCAGUGAGUCUGCACGGGUAUUAAAAGCUACUUUUCUAUUCAGCUGUGUUGUAUCUUAAUAAAUUCAUAAGC
This is a messenger RNA of Corythoichthys intestinalis (scribbled pipefish), 2786 nucleotides long. RefSeq names its product melanotransferrin (gene meltf). Lineage: Eukaryota; Metazoa; Chordata; Actinopteri; Syngnathiformes; Syngnathidae. The transcript is spliced from 16 exons. Gene Ontology annotation, biological process: iron ion transport. The coding region runs from base 4 to 2169 and encodes 721 amino acids. The record is from RefSeq and is a predicted model, not a curated record. Gene Ontology annotation, cellular component: extracellular region; early endosome; recycling endosome.